This is a messenger RNA of Ectocarpus sp. CCAP 1310/34, 2370 nucleotides long. The record is from the annotation of a GenBank genome assembly. NCBI's taxonomy places the organism in Eukaryota, Phaeophyceae, Ectocarpales, Ectocarpaceae.
AAUAACUCGCUUAUAAGCUGAGUCUGCGGCGUGAGUAUUCGGAGAUUUUUUUUUUCUCUCGGACGGGGGGGGGGGGCCUUCACGGAAAUAGUUAUCAAGAUCCAAACGACCGCCUUACGCUCCGAGCAGUUUGUUUUCGCGCGAGCGAUUUUUUUCAGGGGCCACGUGCAUGUUAGGGGGUGUCUAAGUGACAGUCCCGUGCACACAGCCGUGGCUCCUCAUUCGUCAACCACGACAGCACGCUACUGCUGUAGGGACGCACGAAUCCAUAACACCACCAUGGUCGUGGAGGCGCUACUCCUACCCAGGAAUGAACACUCCGAUGAUCUGCUGGAGUAUCUCAGUCAUACCAAACAGACUCCGAAGCACCUAUCGCUCAUCCAGAACGCGGCAGCUUACUACCAGUGCCUUGUCACCAAGCGGGAGGCCGGGACGAUGUCAACCCAACAGAGGGAUGCACACGCCAGGACCAACUACAAGAACUUCACCGUUCCAAGCUUCCUGUGUUGGUGGAAGACCGUGGUCAUUCAAACCCCCCCGAGUUGGCUGACCCAAGACCUUAUGGGCAUGACGACCGGAAACGAUUCAGGCUCUACAACACCGACGGUCUGGUUUGGUCCAAGUACCUAUCGUGUGGCCGUGAGAUCAGGAGGGACUUCAACAGAAUCUGGGACAGGCGAUUUCCUGGUGGACGGCGACCUCCCUUCCGGAAUGCAGGCCGAAGAUAUCUGGGAGAAUCUCCAGUUAUACUUAUGGUUCGAGGAUAGGAGGACAGCUGGACGCAAGAAAGAAGUGGCUGCCGCUAAUGCACGCGCGAAGUCUCAACCCAUAGUGCUGACGGGGGACGACGACGGCGAGACAGAGGCGGGGGUGGAAGGAGCGGGGGCGGGUGAAGGGGGGGGUAAAGAGGCGGGACCUCUCGGCCACUCGGAAGCGGCAUUGAGAUACGCCACAGCAAAAGCCCUGGCACGGGUCGAGGCUGCCAGGAAUAAUAAGGGGGAGGAUGCAGACGUGGUGGAGGAGAUUGCAGCUGGCAUCAAGCCGGAGACAGCUGACGAGGAGGAGGGGAAGGAGCCUGAGGAAACGGCGGGGGACGCAGAAACCGAAGAUGACCUAACGCGUCUGUACGGACCCAAACCCGAACACUGGCUGCACCCGGCUUCCCUCGUCUUCGCAAUUUUCGGGAGGCCCGCUGGUACCAACGAGGAUGUCGAUCUGAAGCUCAAAAUGACUAGUGGGAGGCCCAGUGGCACCAAAACGAAGGAGGCGGAGUCGGGAUGUGCAUCCGGGUCGGGAUCUGCGUCCCCGACUCCGGAAGACGAGAGUAAACCUUGCUUGAGCACGAAAGGCCUUAAGUUGAUGAACGGGGCCGGGGGUAAGCACAGCCGAGCGGAAAUGAAGACGUUGGCACACGAGGUCAACGCAGAGAACAAGAAGCUCAAGGGUGCAGAAGCCGACGCUGUUCUGAAACGCCGUGCCUUGGAGGCCCUGUCCACUCCCCCCGAAGAUUCCAAGAGUUCGUUGGAGUUGGUCGAAAGUGUCAAGGCGCUGACGAGGGCUGUCGUGAGCAAGGAGCUGCUCGACCAAGAGCAAGCCGAGCGUGCGCGUUGGAACGAGAGGGUCCGCGCAAUGGAGAGCAAGCUAGCCCUGUGGGGCAAGAUGGGGAAGGGGUCCACUGCAGAGGCUCAGGCGUUGCAAGAAGAGCUCCUCCACGCGUAUGACAACCCCGUCGUCGCCCCCCUGUCUGUGGCAGCUCCAAGCGUGGCCGAAGGCGACGGAGAAGGGGUAGCCGGGGGUGAGGUGGCCGGGACGGAGGGUGGGGGAGACAUGAAUGAUGCGGUUGAAGUUUCGGAAGUCAGGAUUUAAGGGGAUGCACGGCGGUGGUGAUUCCCACAAAUCUAUGGUUGUGUGCGGUUCGAUGGUGCAGACUCCAAAUUGAUUUAGGGGUGACUUCCAACGCAGCUGGAGGGUAACUUGAUUGCGGUGCGUAGAGACGGGGGGAUGGACCUUUGCUUGUGUGUUCUCGUGUUUCUUUUUCAGGGGUGCUUAAGGCUGAGCUACCGCGUGUUUGCAGAUUUCAACAUGUGCGUAUUGGUUCCGAAUCAUGUGAGAGGGGGUGCGUGUUUUCGGAGGUAGGUAACGACCCCGUCCUCUGCUGUUCCCCCGGCAGUGUCGACAAUAUACGCAGGUCUGGUUCGUGCCAGCCGUCCACGUACUUCUUGUGGGUAGUGUCGUACGUUUUGACGUUGCAAUGUCCGAUACAUUGGCCUGUAUGCUUGUGCUCAUGCCACUUCAGUACACGUAGUGUAGAAAUGUUGAUUGACAUGCAUGAGAACAACCACAAGACCCAAGUCUAUCACCCAUCUCUCC